This is a messenger RNA of Cololabis saira (Pacific saury), 3520 nucleotides long. It is a transcript of the gene sh3gl2a, whose product is annotated as SH3 domain containing GRB2 like 2a, endophilin A1. Gene Ontology annotation, biological process: synaptic vesicle uncoating. NCBI's taxonomy places the organism in Eukaryota, Metazoa, Chordata, Actinopteri, Beloniformes, Belonidae. Bases 203 to 1246 code for a protein of 347 amino acids. The transcript is spliced from 9 exons. The record is from RefSeq and is a predicted model, not a curated record. Gene Ontology annotation, cellular component: glutamatergic synapse; presynapse; cytoplasm. Gene Ontology annotation, molecular function: protein binding.
UCCGCCGUCCAACAGCCUGAUCAGGGCUUUACUCUGCCUCUCUCUCCCAGGACAUCCCUCUAUCUGGAGAAGACCAGCGCACACUGGAGGUGAGCCGAGGCCGCAAGGUAGUAGUCACCACCAAGAUCCGGGUCGGACCGAGACUCGCUCCUCGUCUCCUCUGCAGCAGCAUCUCUUCUCUGUGCCAGGUAGAACCAGCAUCAUGUCUGUGGCCGGACUCAAGAAGCAAUUCCACAAAGCCACUCAGAGGGUGAGUGAGAAGGUUGGAGGAGCAGAAGGAACGAAGCUCGAUGAUGACUUCACUGAAAUGGAAAAGAAGGUGGACGCCACCAGUCGAGCGGUGCUGGACAUCAUGACCAAGACCACCGAGUACCUGCAGCCAAACCCAGCCACCAGAGCCAAGAUGAGCAUGAUGAGCUCCAUGUCACGCAUGCGAGGCCAGGAGAAGGGGCCGGGCUACACGCAGACCGAGACCGUCCUGGGGGAGUCCAUGCAGAAGUUUGGCAGGGAGCUUGGAGAGGAGUCUAACUUUGGUCUCGCUCUGAUGGAUGUUGGAGAAUCCAUGCAUGAGCUUGGUGAGGUCAAGGAUGCUCUGGACAUGGAGGUGAAGCAAAAUUUCAUUGAUCCAAUGCAGAACCUCCAUGAAAAAGAUCUCAAGGAGAUUCAGCAUCACCUGAAGAAACUGGAGGGUCGUCGUCUGGACUUUGAUUAUAAGAAGAAACGUCAGGGCAAAGUGACAGAAGAUGAGAUCAAACAAGCACUUGAGAAAUUUGAUGACUCCAAGGACAUUGCUGAGCAGAGCAUGUUCAACCUGUUGGAGAGUGAUAUCGAGCAGGUGAGCCAGCUGGCUGCGUUGGUCCAUGCUCAGGUGGAGUAUCACGCCCGGUCUGCCGAGAUCCUCACACAGCUCUCCAGCAAAAUCGAUGAACGCAUAAGGGAUACCUCUGUCAAACCGAGGAAAGAGUUUGUCCCGAAACCGCGUACGUCUUUGGACUUCUCUUCCAUCAGUGAGAACCACAAUGGAGGCAUCCACGGUGCUCGUUCUCCAGCUCCCUUGGACCAGCCCUGCUGUCGCGCACUGUACGACUUCGACCCCGAGAAUCAGGGUGAGCUAGGCUUCAAGGAAGGUGAUAUCAUCACCCUCACCAAUAAGAUCGAUGACAACUGGUACGAGGGGAUGCUGCACGGGAACUCAGGCUUUUUUCCCAUCAACUAUGUGGACAUCCUGGUGCCGUUGCCUAACUAAGAAGUCCAGAUGACCAUCUGCCUCCGCAACAUGUCCUGGCCUCCAGUUCCAUUAUUCCCACUAACCUUCUCAGAAAUUUCUUUCCUUCUAACCAGCUUCGCUCCUCCUUCAACAAGUCUAAACCACAACUAAACAGUAACAAAAUCAAAAUGUGAGUAAGAGCGAUGAUGUUUAAGUGUAAGCAUGCACCAAACGAGUGCAAAAAAUAUAUGUAAUGAAGAUGGGGGGAGAAAAAAAAGUAGGAGUGAUAUGAUGGUUUUCUUAAUCCCAGAAGGUACCUUCAGGGUUCUGUAAGCAUUUCAGCCAUUCCUGUCCUGGUUUUCGUCUUACUUUAAGUUGGCUGUCAGUCCAUCUUGAGUUUUUUUGGUUUUGUUUUGUUUUUUGUGUAGCAGCUUUUCAAAUUCAUACUGUCUCUCAAUCUUUAUACUCUCUGCAACCCUCUACAGUAGAUAGCUUUUCUCCAACAUGCCACAGAACACAGUACAACUUGUCCACGUGCUUUACGUUUGUUAGAAUAUAGGCCGAGCAUGUUUUUCAAGGUUUUUUUUCAUAUAAAAAUAUUAAUUGAACUGAAUGGUUUUAUUUUAAAUAUUCCUCACCUUAUUAACGGUUGUCUCUUGAUGCGUUGGGGCAUCCUCUGAAGAAAGGAUGCACUGUCCAGACGGGCUUUCACUAAAGUCGUGGACAGAAUCAAGCUGACAGCUGAGCAUGUUUACUUUUUACCCAUUCAACAAGUGCAAAUGAUUGGCCAUAAUAUGAAAGAUUUAGACCAAAGUCGGGUCAGUGUUAGCAGAUCUGUUCGAUGCAUCAGGGUGAAGCUUGCUGUCUUUUCGUUCCCUGGGACUUUUACCAGACAAGGAACAACGCUUCCUCCAAGUCAAUGAUUUGCAAAACUGCAAUAUGUGAAGUUUAAACUGUUUGAAGUGACGUGAGAAAACUAUGGUGAAUAAGUUUUAGUCCUCUGAAAUAUACUUUAUAAGCAACACGAAGCAUGGUUGGUGUAUUGUGACGACGUUUCUUAAAGGGCUUGACCGCUCAUCUUCUGCAGCUGCAGGUGUAGCUCUGCUCGCUGCAGCCCUGUUGGUCUUGUUAGUACUCUGUAAACUGUAAGUAGCUGUAAACUAAGAGGAGGUUAGAGGUGAAUACUACCAGGAGGACAAAUGAGUGCACAAAGUAGACUGAGAAAAUUUUUUGACUUGAUGGAAAAACCUUUUAACAUCUGAAAUUAUGCAAUAGACACUAAAAGCCCCUUUUGUUUGUAUUAAUGCAGACAAAUAGUUCUGUUCACUUCUUCACAUAUUGGACCUCAAAUAAAAAAAAAUAAAAUCUACCGUGCAUGAAUUAAUUUACCCUGACCUGCCAUGCGCGGCAUUGUGUGGGAAUGUUUUCCAGUCCGACUGAGAAUCCCCCACGUCAGUGGGGACUACAUGUGCACAGCACACUCGGUGCACACAUCAAUCCUGAGGCUUUAUUUUCUGCAGCUUUGAUGAUGUAUUAACCUGUCUGCUGCUCGACAGCAACACUGUUUGUUUAAGCACAUGUUGUAGUAAUGUCGUGUGUGUAUUUAAGGGGAGUGGGUGUGUAUUUGGGUUUGCAUACUGAUCAUGUUAUGCAAGGGGGACGGGGUUACAGAGGACCUCUGCAGCUGAGGUAGUUAAGAUAUACUGUCUCUGACAGUGUUCCUCAUUAAAUCAAGCAUCAAUUCAUUAUGUCGAGCGGAGCUGCAAUAACUGAUGCAAAACUAACAGAUAACAAAUUAAGUGUUACUUUUCCUUUCAAAGGGAAGCACAACUAACAGACGGUAUGCUUUGUUGGCUGAAGAAGAAUAAUGAUACAGUUUGAAAAGGUCAUGUGUCAGUUUAUUUUUUAAGGCAAAACAAAUCCUUCCUUCUUUCACUUUUUUUUUAAGAAUGUUGUGUAUUUUUGCCCUCAAUGAGGACUGUACAGCUUUUUGUGUUUUGUUUUCACCUUGUGUGUAUAGUCAUGCAUCUAUAGUAACGUAUCAUAUUUUUGUAACUGUGACAAAAGUAUACACAUACAGAAUAGAUGUAUAUAUAUCCAUAUAUAUAUAUAUGUACGAUAUGUUACCCAGAAGUGAUAUUACAGGAUGGAUUCUCUGUGCUGCACAUGAUUGUCUUUGGGAUGUUUUUUGUGUUUUGUUUUGUUUCUGUUUUAUUCUGUUCUUGCACUGGAUUCUAAAAAGUGUAUGCUUGAUGUAAAGAAAAUAACGCGAUAAGUCAGUGUAAUUUAUUCAAAUAAAUACCAGUAAGUGAU